Messenger RNA from Ipomoea nil (Japanese morning glory), 1782 nucleotides. RefSeq names its product low-temperature-induced cysteine proteinase-like. Gene Ontology annotation, cellular component: lysosome. The record is from RefSeq and is a predicted model, not a curated record. NCBI's taxonomy places the organism in Eukaryota, Viridiplantae, Streptophyta, Magnoliopsida, Solanales, Convolvulaceae. The transcript is spliced from 5 exons. Bases 59 to 1441 code for a protein of 460 amino acids. Gene Ontology annotation, molecular function: cysteine-type endopeptidase activity.
CCUCUGUAGCUCAUUCCCAUUUCUCUUCACAACUGUGAUUACACUAUCCUCUCCGGACAUGGCAAAACUUCUGAUCCUUUCCCUCUUUGUCCUCGCCGCCGUCUCGGCGGCGGCGGCGGACAUGUCGAUCAUAACCUACGACGAGGAGCAUCCGGCGAAAGGCCUGAGCCGGACCGACGAGGAGGUCAUGGCGUUGUACGAGUCGUGGCUAGUGGAGCACGGCAAAUCGUACAACGGCCUCGGCGGAGAGAAGGAUAAGAGGUUUGAGAUCUUCAAGGAUAACCUCAGGUACAUCGACGAGCAGAACAGCCGGGAAGACCGGGCCUACAAGCUCGGGCUGAACCGAUUCGCUGAUCUCACCAACGAGGAGUACCGGUCAACGUACCUCGGCGCCAAGACCGAUGCUCGCCGGAGAAUCGCUAAGACGAAGAGCGAUCGGCGGUAUGCUCCCAAGGUCGGCGGCAGCUUGCCGGACUCCAUUGACUGGAGAGAGAAAGGUGCCGUCGCCGAAGUCAAAGAUCAAGGAAGCUGUGGGAGUUGCUGGGCAUUCUCAACCAUUGUUGCCGUGGAAGGUAUAAACCAGAUCGUGACUGGUGAAUUGAUCUCAUUGUCUGAACAGGAGCUUGUGGAUUGUGAUACAUCAUAUAACGAAGGCUGCAAUGGUGGUCUAAUGGACUAUGCCUUCGAGUUCAUCAUCAAGAACGGUGGUAUUGAUACUGAGGCAGAUUACCCCUACACUGGUAGGGAUGGAAGGUGUGAUCAAACAAGGAAAAAUGCUAAGGUCGUUUCUAUUAAUGGGUAUGAGGAUGUUACUCCUUAUGAUGAGAGUGCACUAAAAGAGGCAGUUGCAGGCCAGCCAGUUAGUGUUGCCAUUGAAGCUGGUGGCAGAGACUUCCAACUCUAUACAUCGGGUAUAUUUACUGGAUCAUGUGGAACAGACCUGGACCACGGUGUGGCUGCUGUUGGAUAUGGUACAGAAAGCGGCGUAGAUUAUUGGAUUGUUAAGAACUCAUGGGGUGCAUCCUGGGGAGAGAAAGGCUAUGUGAGGAUGCAGCGCAACGUGAAAGACUCAAAUGGUUUGUGUGGUAUCGCGAUAGAGCCUUCUUACCCGACCAAGACAGGUGAAAAUCCACCCAACCCCGGUCCAUCUCCUCCAUCUCCAGUCAGUCCCCCCAACAUGUGUGAUAACUUCAACGAGUGCCCUACUAGCACCACCUGCUGCUGUGUCUUCCCGUAUGGUAACUACUGCUUUGCAUGGGGAUGCUGCCCUCUAGAAAGCGCGGUUUGCUGUGAUGACCACUACAGUUGCUGCCCUCACGACUACCCUGUAUGCCAUGUCAGACAAGGCACCUGCACAGUGAGCAAGGAUAGUCCAUUUGGAGUGAAGGCUAUGAGACGCACCCCUGCCAAGAAGAUUAGAAACAACGGCAGCAGUUCUUGAAUACUCCUCGAGUUCUCAGCAGUGGAAUGACAAAGGCAAAAGUGCCCCAGGCGUAAAGGGUUUAAGUACCUUUCUCCUAGGCGCACUGAACCGCAGAAGUCGUUUCAUUCAGAGAUAAAUGUGCCCUGAUUCAAGGGGUUGCAUUGAUACUGAUCUUUUGUAUAUACUGUGCUAUUUAUUCCUGGCAUUGGAUUAAAAACGAAAACCAAAAAGACAGAUUUAUUGUUUAGCAUUGUCUGAUUAUGCACAUAGGCUUGUCAUUCUGCAACGCUGCUGCUUUCUUCUUUAUGUGUACUGCACUUUCAUCUACUAAUAAUAGCAAGAACUUUUCAAUUCUCUAA